AUGCGGAAAUUCAAGGAGAAGUUUGAACAAAAAAUUGAUAAUUUGGAGGGGUCGUUCAAAGACACCCAUAUCCAUGAUGUUAAAGCUGAUGCUACACAUUUAAAGGCCAAAGUUGGCAAGUUCUUUAAUAUCAUAAACCCAAAUCAUCGCCAUGACGAGGAGCACGAACAAGUGACAGACCGCAAGCGCUCCGAGAUCGCAGACUCACACCGCUUCAAAUCUUUUGCACCUGUCCACGAUGGUAAUCGCGUCAAGUGGUAUGUCGAUGGUAAGGACUACAUGUGGGCAGUCUCCGAGGCUCUGGAGAAAGCCACCGAGACUAUCUACAUCGCCGACUGGUGGCUCUCUCCAGAACUCUUCUUGCGCCGUCCUCCUGUUGAGCACCAGGAAUGGCGAUUGGAUCAGGUCUUGAAGCGGCGCGCGGAAGCAGGUGUCAAGAUUUAUAUCAUUGUCUAUAAAGAGGUCAACCAAGCCCUGACUUGUAAUUCCGCCCACACUAAACAUGCCUUGCGGAAUCUUUGCCCCGAGGGAACUCCUGGCUAUGGCAAUAUCCGAGUUAUGCGCCAUCCCGACCAUAAUGUCUUCGAGAACGCAGCUGAUAUGACCCUUUACUGGGCGCACCACGAGAAAUUCAUCGUCAUUGAUUACAAUGUGGGCUUUAUCGGAGGCAUUGAUCUUUGUUUCGGACGAUGGGAUGCAAACCAACACCCACUGGCCGAUGUCCACCCUGCAGGGUUGCGGGAUGACAUUUUCCCGGGACAAGACUUCAAUAACAACCGGAUCAUGGACUUCCAGAGCGUAGAGGACUGGCAGAGCAACGAAGUCAGCAAAGUCGACUUUGGCCGCAUGCCCUGGCACGACGUGGCCAUGGGCUUGCAGGGCGACUGUGUGUAUGACAUUGCCGAACACUUUGUUCUGCGCUGGAACUUCAUCAAGCGCGACAAAUACAAGCGCAGCCACGAUGUCGAUUGGCUGCUAAUGGAGGGCCGCACAGGCGAAGAAGAAGAUAUCAUCGCCGUGCAGCGACCCAAGUACCCCUGCGGAGACUACAUCCAGCACCCACUGACACCCCUAUCUUCUAAGCCUCGCGGUAACGUGGGAACUGUGCGCGCUCAAAUCGUGCGUAGUAGUGACGACUGGAGUAGCGGUAUUUUGAACGAGCACAGUAUCCAAAACGCGUACUGCGAGACUAUCCGCAAUGCCCAGCACUAUGUGUACAUUGAGAACCAAUUCUUCAUCACUGCCACUGGCGACCAACAGCGCCCGGUUUUCAACACGAUCGGCCGAGCGAUUGUCGAAGCUUGCGUGCGCGCAGGCAAAGAGGGCCGCAAGUUCCGGGUUAUCAUUGUCAUCCCCGCGAUCCCCGGGUUCGCCGGCGAUUUGCGCGACAAUGCUGCGUUGGGUACUCGGGCGAUCAUGGACUACCAGUACAAGUCGAUUUGUCGCGGCGAGCACUCGAUCUUUGGGCAGAUCGAGAAAGAGGGUAUUGACCCAAGAGAACACGUCUUCGUGUUCGCCCUGCGCGCUUAUGAUCGAAUCAACAAAACGCCCGUUCUCGAGGAGCUCGAGAAGCAAGCCGAUGUCACAUACCAGGAUAUCCAGCGCGGUAUCGCAGAGACCAUCAUGAGUGAAAGUGUGCACCCAGCGGUGGGCAAAGACGGCGACGAUAACGAGAAGGACUACGCAGCCGACCAAAGUGCGAAGCAAGAAACUCUGCGCAAGCUCCAGAAUUUCCAAGAUAAGGUCGAGCAGAGAAAGGCCCACGAUGGUUUCCACAGCAAGGAUUCCGUAUCGCAUUGCAGCAUGUUGAACGGGGGUAAGAUGUCCGACGAGACCUGGGAGGGCGACCCAGAGGCCGAAAAGGCCAACUUCGUCCAGGAGGAGCUGUACGUGCACGGCAAAGUGUGUAUCGUCGAUGAUCGCACGAUCAUUUGCGGCAGCGCCAACAUCAACGAUCGAUCCCAGCUUGGCUCGCACGAUAGCGAACUGGCCAUCGUAAUGGAAGACCAAGACCUAAUCGACAGCCAAAUGAACGGGCAGCCGUACCGGGCAUCCCGAUUGGCCGCAACGCUCCGACGGCAACUGUGGCGCGAACACCUAGGCCUACUGCGGGCGCAAGAAUACGAUGCCUCAGGUGAUCCGAACGCGCAACCGCCCGAUGUGUCUCUCAACAAGAUCGAUGAGGGGCCGGAGAACGAGUUCGUGAUGGAUCCACUCAGCGAUGGGGUCUGGAACACCUGGACGUCUCAGGCAAGCGGGAACACCGAGGCGUAUCGGAUGUUGUUCCGGGCGGACCCUGACGAUCAUAUCAAGACUUUUGAGGACUAUGACAAUUUCCGGCCACGGGGCACACAUAAGGAAGGACAUCUGUUCGAUCCGUAUAUGCCGGCCAAGGAUGUGCGUGAGAAGCUGGAUCUCAUUAAGGGUCACCUUGUUUGGUUGCCAUUGGAUUUCCUGCGCGACGCUGAAAUGGCAGAGCCUGGGUUGGCUGUGAAUCAGAUUACAGAGAGUAUCUACACCUAA
This is a messenger RNA of Penicillium samsonianum, 2523 nucleotides long. RefSeq lists its product as uncharacterized. Bases 1 to 2523 code for a protein of 840 amino acids. Gene Ontology annotation, biological process: cell motility; phosphatidic acid biosynthetic process; intracellular signal transduction. Gene Ontology annotation, molecular function: D-type glycerophospholipase activity. The record is from RefSeq and is a predicted model, not a curated record. NCBI's taxonomy places the organism in Eukaryota, Fungi, Ascomycota, Eurotiomycetes, Eurotiales, Aspergillaceae. The transcript has 8 exons.